Aspergillus alliaceus is the source of this 735-nucleotide messenger RNA. RefSeq lists its product as uncharacterized. The transcript has 3 exons. NCBI's taxonomy places the organism in Eukaryota, Fungi, Ascomycota, Eurotiomycetes, Eurotiales, Aspergillaceae. The coding region runs from base 1 to 735 and encodes 244 amino acids. Gene Ontology annotation, biological process: carbohydrate metabolic process. The record is from RefSeq and is a predicted model, not a curated record.
AUGAGCCCACUAGCCAGCGAGGAUGUUCUCGCCGAGUACGGCACUCAGGCAAAGGAGAGUAUCUGCUUCGACGGCUCAAAGCGCGACAUACUUGUAUGGCUGGGCGACUUCGUUCACACUGCACGAAUACUUAGUGUUAUCACCUCACGAGCGAAUCAUGCUCAGGGUACAUUACAGUUCUUGUUAGAUUCACAGAUUGCUGGCGGCGAAUUGAGCAUCUCUCCCAGCAUCGGCUACAAUAUGAAACUCACGCCGGAUGCACCUGCACCCUCUGACUCCUAUUAUCUACGAGACUACAAGCUUCUUGGCUCGAUCUCCUUCCAUGACUACAUGCAGUGGAGCUAUCGACUGGAUUAUUGGGAAUAUCAAUGCAACCAUUGGCCUAAUAUCUUUCAAUCGCGGGACAUCUAUCGGCCCCGUAGAUGGAGGUCGGCUGUAGCAUGUGCAGCCUUGCAAGCGCUUGCUGGCGCAGCCGAUGUACCCAUCGUGCUAGGUGAUACGCAUUCGGCUGCCCGCUACCGGGGGAGUUCCUCCCUAGAUGACCCUGAUAACUUCUCGGUCAGCGGUGUUGCCUUCUGCAUCAGCUCUGGAGUUGCAUCUUCUGAUCGCAUGGCACACACCUUAGCUACAUUGUCACGGUUGCGUCUUGGGCCGGGCUACGAAGAUUCCUCCGACGCCUCUGCUUCAGAUCCCACCGUGAAUAUUCUCCCGAACGCCAAUGAACUUCUCCUGUGA